ACCAUGUUGUUUCAUAAUGGGAAGAGUUGUUAAUUGUGAAGAGUAGAAUAAUUAGUGUAAUUCGUGCAGUUCAAAUAUCUUGAAUACGAACGUUACUUUUAUUUAAGAAAUUUGCAUUAAUAUUGAAAUGACCUAUUUGACCCGUGUUCUAUGUGUAUCAUUAAAAAGAAUCACCGUCAAAGAAGAUAAGUGAAUUUCGUGCCGCAAAUAAGGUGAAGAUGAUCAAGUGAAGUUGGUUAAAGCACUUGCAUAUUUUAUCGACGUCGAUGGGAUUAUUAUGUAAAACAUGGGAAAUUAAUCUUGAUCAGUUUCUAUAAAUCGUGAACUGCUUUACAACAAUCUGCGACACGAUUCAUUUUUUUUAGCAAUUAUCGCCCAUCUUCUUAAACAACGGCAACAUAUUAUCAUACGAUGAUGAGUUUGUUUUAUUGCCAAUUUUGUACGUUGACAAGUAACAUGUUGUUGGUGGGCAGAUGGUGGUGAAGGAUUUGCAAUAUUGAACGUUGGUUACAGCAGCAAGUGGGAGUGUCCAGAGAAUAAUUGUUUUCUUCUGACGCGAGGAUCAAGAUUUGCCAGAUUGGAGAGAUAGUGUCGUUGAUAAGAAUUACAAUGAAGUUGUUCAAGACGAGGACAAUUGGUUUGAUGGCAAUGGGUUAUUUGUUCCUCCAACUGAUGAUGACGGUGAUGGGAGGGGUUGUGGAUACCAAAUCUUUAAAUGGAGCACAAUCAACCCAAGUAGAAGAAGUAGCGUUUCCUUUUACUUUGCCCAAAGAUGGAACUGAGCUUUCUGCGUUUCCUGAACCUCCGUGCGAUUGUAAUCGGGAUGAUGAAAGUGAGAUGGGUGGUUUUGUGCCGAGUGAAAAAUUCCCUUACGCAACAGCACCAGAUUCUACGACUAAUUUGGAACAAGGUUCUUACGGCAGUGAUUAUUUGAAUAAUAAUAAUUUGGAAAUAAUCCCAAUGACGAAUAAUGAGAAACCGGAUAAUGAAAGAUCAGGAAAAAUUAAAAACGAUGAGGAUGCCAACGUUAUAAAACAAGUCAUUUUUAUCGAACCUCCCGAAUACGUGUACAAUCAUAACAUCAAGGUUGCUCAAUCAAACGAGAAAAGGCCAAGGACCGUGAUAUACGUGUUUCCCCCGAUGGUCAGCCACGUCUAUAAUAUCAGCGAUCAAAGAAAUCUGUCGAAUUCGCAAGAAAAGCCACAAGUAUAUUAUUUAGGUGGUACUACACAUUUUGAUGGUGAGGAGAGUAAUCAAGGGGGAAAUGAAGGGAGGGAGAAAUUCGAAGCGAGGAAUGAAUACGUUGUGGAAAAUGAUGAUAAGAGUGAAAGUUUACAGGAAACCGGGGACGAUGCAAAAUUCGGAAAUUCAGAAUCCCAGAAUGAACAGACUGUUGAGUCCUCGUAUCUUCCAGUUGCCCAAAUAAAGAGAAAUUCAGAAAUAACGGAAGCAAGUCGUCAAAACUUUGCUAAAAGAAAACCAGAAAUUACAAUUCAACAUUCCGUCCGUUCCAUCAUUUCAAGGGUAGGUCACCCUGAAGAAAGCACCACCACCUCUACUACUCCACGUCUCACUACGACCAUAACCACAACCACACCCCCACCGAAAAAACAAUACAGACGAUUCGACUACUUUAGUAAAUCUGAUUAUGAAAACCUCAAGUCUAAAGGACAACUUUCCUUUAACUUUGUUCAAUAUCGGACAGGGCCAAUUCCGACACCACCACAACCAUCACCCCCACCCCCACCAUCUCCAUCCCUUAGGUCGCCAAAUUAUGAUAAUAAACCAUUUUCUAUCGUCUCAAAUUCAACAAAUCUUAACCAACUACAACUAACCACGGACCGACCAUUUAUUCCAUCUUCUCCUGAAAUUAUAGUUUCAAAGAGACCCACUGUUCGCCUAGAGUACGAAAGAAUUCAACAUUUUCCUCAACAAAGACAAGCUUUUCCUCUAAAUUCACAGUCCUUGAGUUUACCCCCACUUCCUUCCACGAACGAAUUUCGUCCUUCUGACCCAGACCAUCACCCACUGGAAUAUAGAACUAUUCAAUAUUUCCCAAAACCAGAACCAGAUCAGGAAACCGAGCACACGGACCAGAAUUAUGUAAUACAAGAGCAACAAAACCCAAUGUUCACCCGGUCACAUUUUCAGCAAGAGCUAGACAACCAGGCGUCAGGGUCUGAAAUGGAGCCAAAUUUAAGAAGUGAUUACCAAAUUAUUCCUGCGGUUUUUCGAAACUAUUUAUACGUCGGACCAACCGGUCCAGAGCAUGAGAAUAUUUAACACACAUUUUUAUCAUAAAACGUAAAGCGUAAAUUAUGUAACAGGGAAACUUGACGUUGUCGUAAAAAAUUCUUGACAUACUUUACGAAAUCAAUCUCAAUUUCUUGGAAUUGCCGUAUAAACAAAGUUUGUUCCAAUUUAAUAGACCAAUCUAAUCGGCUGCUCGUUAUAAAUUUUAAAUGGCUCAAUAAAUCGCCACUUAUUCAACAUGUGGCGUGGUCACUUAUGUACAUGGCCAAUAAUUUUUAUAGAAAGCAUGUUGCACGUACAGAGACAAAACCGUGAUGGAAUAAAAAUGUAUCACUCAAUCAAUAUGUCAAUGACAAUAAUAAAACAAAAUAAUGUUAUUUAAUUGGAGCGGAAUUGUCCAGUUGCCAAAAAUCUAUUUACUUAUACAUAAAUCCUAACAAAAUUAAAUAACACGAUACACACAUCAAAGAAUUAUCCGCUUAUCAAUUUAAGUGCAUUAUAAUAAGUUGUAGUCAAUAAUUAAAAUGUUUAAAUUGAAUCUACAUACAUAAUCUGUUGCAACGUGAUUUUUUUAUAAAAUAAACAGCUCGCAACACUUUCUGAAUAAUUCAUAUAUAUUUUUUUUACUUACUUGCUGUCAAAACUGUGGGAUUAUGUUACUUACUCUGAUUUUUGGUUAUUAACGCUAUGCAAACAAGUAAGUGGUGCCGCAAGCGAGGAAAUAAAUUUAUUUUCAAUUAGUCAAAUGACAUUAA
Folsomia candida is the source of this 3008-nucleotide messenger RNA. Its product is annotated as dual specificity protein kinase splA-like. The record is from RefSeq and is a predicted model, not a curated record. Bases 610 to 2283 code for a protein of 557 amino acids. The transcript has 2 exons. Lineage: Eukaryota; Metazoa; Arthropoda; Collembola; Entomobryomorpha; Isotomidae.